AUGUCGACAACCACCACCACCACCGCCUUUGCUCCUCACACACAACAACGACAGCAACCUCUCCGCCUCGCCGUCCAGAAGAAGAAGAUGAGCAUCACCCAGACUUACUACCUCGCCCACAAGGCCCGGGCCAAGCUCUCCUCCGAGGCUGCCCGCGCCGACCACGACCUUCGCCUCCUCGUCGGCCACGCCAACCUCCUCGACUCCCUGAUGCUCGAGCUCGCCGAUGCCGAGCGGGAGCAAGAGAGCUGGUUCAACCAAUCCGUCCGCGGUGCCACCAAGACUGAGACCAACGACCGUCACAUCCAAUGGGCCGACACCAUCGCUGAGGACUCGGAGGACUUGUACGAGGACGACUCCUCCGACUCGGAUGACUCUUCUGUCUCCGACGACGAUUACGAGGAGGAGGACGACGUCGAGAUGGCCGACACCGUCUCCCUCCGCCGCAUGCCCUCCGCCUCCGUCUCCGCCUCUACCCCCGCCUCCCCGAGAACAUCAACCGUCGAAGUCUCGGAAGACUACGACAUGGAGGAGGAUGACCUCGAGGAAGACUACGCACAGCUCGAGCUCGUCCGCACACCAUCCCACUCCAGCUCCAGCUCACCACCAGAGCUAGAGCACGACUCGGACAUCUCAGACGACGAGUCGAUGCCUCCAUCACCACCAAACGCAGUGCUCACCUUCAACGAGAAGGGUGUCAAGGAAGAGAUCUCUCAACAACAAAACGACGGCACCUUCUACUCAGAAGGCUUCUACCUGCCGCCCCGCAAUCCAGCAAGGCUUGUGUCUGCCAUCUCAGUGUACUAG
Molecule: messenger RNA, 807 nt
Organism: Colletotrichum orchidophilum
Lineage: Eukaryota; Fungi; Ascomycota; Sordariomycetes; Glomerellales; Glomerellaceae
Exons: 1
Coding region: 1-807 (268 amino acids)
Source: RefSeq, a predicted model, not a curated record